CAGAAACAAAAAGAUGCAACGACUUGCACGAGAACAUGUCAGAAGUAUUUUAGAUGAACAAGAGAAGAUGAACUAUGAGUUGGAAGUUAAAAGAAAGGAUCUUGAUGCAUGGAACAGACAAUUGAACAAGCGUGAAGCAUUGACUGAACGUGAAAGGCAAAAACUUGACGAGGAGAAGCAAAUGAGUACAACAAGAAAUACUUCGCUUGAAAUGGCAUCUAUGGAGCAAAGGAAGGCUGAUGAGAAUGUCUUGAGAUUAGUUGAAGAGCAAAAGAAAGAAAAACAAGAAGCCCUGAACAAGGUCCUUCAGCUGGAAAGGCAGCUAGAUGCAAAGCAGAAGCUAGAGAUGGAAAUUGAAGAGUUGACAGGAAAACUUCAAGUGAUGAGGCAUCUUGGAGAUGAAGAUGAUGAUGCAGUGCAAAAUAAAAUUAAAGAGAUGAAUGAAGAAUUACAACAGAAGCAAGAUGAGAUGUCUAGUUUGGAAGAUUUAAACCAAGCACUCAUCAUCAAAGAGAGACAAAGCAACGAUGAACUGCAAGAAGCUCGGAAAGUACUAAUUUCGGGCUUGACUGAUAUGCAAUUUAGUUCCCGGGCUCAUAUUGGGAUAAAAAGAAUGGGAGAUAUUGAAAUGAAGCCUUUUCAUGCUGCAUGCAAGGGAAAAUAUCCAGUUUCUGUCGCAGAAAUGAAAUCAUCGGAAUUGUGCACCUUGUGGCAGGAAAAGUUGAGAAAACCGGAGUGGCAUCCAUUCAAGGUCAUUCAGACUGAAGAUGGAAACCAUGAGCAAAUCAUAGAUGAAAAUGACGAGGAACUUAAAACUCUGAGGGAGGAGUGGGGAAAUGACGUUUAUGAAGCUGUGGGAACUGCCUUAAAAGAGAUGAAUGAGUAUAACCCAAGUGGAAAUUAUGUGAUUUCCGAGCUAUGGAACUACAAAGAGAAUAGGAAAGCAACACUGAAAGAAGUUAUUUCACACAUCCUCAAGAGUUUGAAGACACUAAAGCGAAAGAGAACAUGAACAAGUAGAGACAGCGGUGAGGCAUGAAAAUGCGAGAUUAAAGGCAGAAGGAUUUUUCAGUUGCAGGUAUGGAGAGAUCUAUGUAACUUGAUAUUGUUUCCAUUUGAAUGGUUCCCAUAACUAAUGAAUUGUUCAAGAUUUGUAAGAAUUUUUAAUUUGAGUUUUUAUUAGACGUUUUCUAUUCAUUACUACUAUUACAUAAAAUGU
Impatiens glandulifera is the source of this 1219-nucleotide messenger RNA. Its product is annotated as factor of DNA methylation 1-like. NCBI's taxonomy places the organism in Eukaryota, Viridiplantae, Streptophyta, Magnoliopsida, Ericales, Balsaminaceae. The transcript is spliced from 6 exons. Bases 14 to 1012 code for a protein of 332 amino acids. Gene Ontology annotation, biological process: gene silencing by siRNA-directed DNA methylation. The record is from RefSeq and is a predicted model, not a curated record.